Molecule: messenger RNA, 1406 nt
Organism: Sinocyclocheilus rhinocerous
Lineage: Eukaryota; Metazoa; Chordata; Actinopteri; Cypriniformes; Cyprinidae
Product: polyadenylate-binding protein 2-B-like
Exons: 7
Coding region: 367-1224 (285 amino acids)
Cellular component (GO): nucleus
Molecular function (GO): poly(A) binding
Source: RefSeq, a predicted model, not a curated record
GAAUCCCCGCCCACGGCUUCCAUUUCUGUUCUGGAACACACGAGCCCUCGCGAAGAAUACACAUUUGCUUUGCUUUUUUGAAUUUGUCUUCUAAUGUAAAUAGAGUAGUAAGUGCGACAUAUUGACGAAGUGAAACCUAUUUAUAUUUGAAUAAAUAGUGUUGUUUUUUUCCGCUAAAGGACACGUUUGAGCUCCAGAAGAAGCGAGGCGGGCUUUUAUUCCCCAUUUUAACUUUAGUGAGCGGCGUUUUCCGCCGUUUUUUUUAUUCCCUCCCCUGCCCCUCUCUCUCGCUCCCCCCCUGUGAGAGUCGAGGCCUGUAACUGUUAGUGCAGCCACGAGGCGCGUCGGACCACCGGGAAUCAGGCGAUGGCGGAGUUUGGUAACGGACUGGCAGAGGAAUCUCUGCUGGACUCAGACCCGGGACACUCAGAACUUGAAGACCCAGGCGUCGGAGAUGAAGAACCUGGAUUAGACGAGGGAGAGGCCGCUAUUGAAGAUCCGGAGCUGGAGGCAAUUAAAGCCCGGGUGAGAGAGAUGGAGGAGGAGGCAGAGAAACUGAAGGAGCUACAGAACGAGGUGGAGAAACAGAUGAAUCUCAGUCCUCCACCUGCUGGCCCUGUCAUUAUGUCCAUUGAAGAGAAGAUGGAAGCAGAUGGGAGAUCUAUUUAUGUUGGAAAUGUGGAUUAUGGUGCGACGGCAGAGGAGUUGGAGGCGCAUUUCCAUGGCUGUGGUUCCGUAAACAGAGUCACCAUCUUGUGUGACAAGUUUACAGGACACCCCAAAGGGUUUGCAUAUAUAGAGUUCGCAGACAAGGAGUCUGUUAGGACCGCUAUGGCACUGGAUGAGUCUUUAUUCAGAGGAAGGCAGAUUAAGGUUGGGGCCAAGAGAACAAAUCGUCCUGGCAUUAGCACCACAGACCGCGGUUUUCCUCGGGCCCGAUUCCGCUCACGGGGAGGAGGAAACUUCUCAUCCCGUGCGCGCUACUACAGUGGCUACACACCUCCCAGAGGCAGAGGACGGGCCUUCAGGUUUCAGGACCAGUGGAGGCUGACUACCCCUCCUCCCGUGGCUGCGGCACCCCCUACAGUCUCGGCGGCGUCUCUGUCUCUUUCUGCUCCCGCUAUGCACACUCACCCCAUCCUCUCCAUGUGGGGGGGUGGGGGAGGUGGACAGGGCGACCACCGGCCCACUGCGGGAGGCAUUUAUUACAAUAACAAGCGCUGAGCUUUACCAACAUGAAUAUACUGAGAUGCACCAGGCCCAUGUUAACACAGACAUACAGACACACCGCAUACACUGCACACAUCCACCACAAAUUUAUAUAUCAUGAAGGCAGAGCCAUGAUAGAGCAAUGGCUGCUUAAAUUGCGAGUGAGUGAGAGAGGCAGGACUAGAAAGAGCUUGAAG